Messenger RNA from Paramisgurnus dabryanus, 1695 nucleotides. It is a transcript of the gene dmc1, whose product is annotated as DNA meiotic recombinase 1. NCBI's taxonomy places the organism in Eukaryota, Metazoa, Chordata, Actinopteri, Cypriniformes, Cobitidae. Gene Ontology annotation, molecular function: single-stranded DNA binding; double-stranded DNA binding; ATP hydrolysis activity. Gene Ontology annotation, biological process: DNA strand invasion; mitotic recombination; chromosome organization involved in meiotic cell cycle. The record is from RefSeq and is a predicted model, not a curated record. Gene Ontology annotation, cellular component: nucleus; condensed nuclear chromosome.
ACUGGAUAGAAUUCUCUCUUUAAAUGCGAUUAUAUUUUUACUUUAUAUAUAUUACAUAAAUUACGUAUAUUUAUUAAUGAUGAAUACAUUAUUCUUACGGAGCAAAGUGUCCCUCCAAAGGACCUUUUUUACUGUGCAGAAAAAUAUAUUUACAUCAAAUUUACAUUUUGUUUGUCUCAAGCAUCAUUCAUAAGUGCUGUUUGAUAUCGGUUGUACAUUAAAAUAAAGAAAAGUCUUUAGAAUCAACAAUAACAACAAAGAUUAAAUGUGACGUUCAUGACAGCUGUCAAGCUCGCGAGACAGUCAGACGCCUAGUGGCGCGAAAACACUCAGCGCGAGGACACUGAAGUUUCCGUCAGCUUUCCCUCAGGUUUAAACGUGAGGUAAAAUGUAAUUUACGUGAAUUACUUUUCUUUUAAUAGUAUUUACCCAAUUAUAACGGCACACAUUUAUUCACUGAAACAAUUUACCUUAUUGCAUGCUUUUUUUAACCGAUUAAUAGAAUGAAGUGUGCUGAGGACCAGACUUUGGAGGAUGAGGCGGGGUACCAGGAAGAUGAGGAAUCUUUCUUUCAAGACAUAGAGCUCUUACAGAAGCAUGGCAUUAACAUGGCUGACAUUAAGAAACUGAAGUCUGUGGGUAUUUGUACUGUGAAAGGAGUACAGAUGACAACACGCCGUGCCCUCUGUAAUGUAAAGGGACUGUCUGAAGCUAAAGUGGACAAAAUAAAGGAAGCAGCUGGAAAGUUGCUGGUGUGUGGAUUUCAAACAGCCUCUGAAUAUAGUGUGAGAAGGAGACAAGUCUUUCACAUCACAACUGGCAGUCUGGAAUUUGAUAAACUUCUUGGAGGAGGUGUUGAGAGUAUGGCCAUUACUGAAGCUUUUGGUGAGUUCAGAACUGGAAAGACUCAACUCUCUCAUACACUUUGCGUAACUGCUCAGCUUCCUGGUGAAUUUGGAUACACAGGAGGAAAGGUCAUCUUUAUUGAUUCUGAGAACACCUUUCGCCCAGAGCGGUUAAGGGACAUAGCUGACCGCUUUAAUGUGGAUCAUGAAGCUGUAUUGGAUAAUGUGCUAUAUGCACGUGCAUACACAAGUGAGCAUCAAAUGGAGUUACUAGACUUUGUUGCAGCCAAGUUUCAUGAGGAGGGAGGUGUCUUCAAGCUCCUGAUAAUAGACUCAAUCAUGGCUCUCUUCCGGGUGGACUUCUCUGGAAGAGGUGAGCUGGCUGAGAGACAACAGAAGCUUGCACAAAUGCUCUCCAGACUGCAAAAGAUCUCAGAAGAGUACAACGUUGCAGUAUUUGUUACCAAUCAGAUGACUGCAGACCCAGGAGCUGGAAUGACAUUUCAAGCAGAUCCAAAAAAGCCUAUUGGAGGACACAUCCUGGCCCAUGCCUCCACCACACGCAUCAGCUUAAGGAAAGGGCGUGCUGAACUGAGAAUUGCCAAGAUAUUUGAUAGCCCAGACAUGCCAGAAAAUGAAGCUACUUUUGCCAUUACUGCAGGAGGAAUAUCAGAUGCCAAAGACUAACAAUCUACACAAUGUUACCUAAAUGUCUAAAAGUUUUUCCAGAGGAUGGAAUUUGUUCCCUGUUAAUGCAUAUAACAGUUGUAUUCAGUUGUUUGCAUGUUUAUCGCUUCUCUAUAUGUUUAUUAUUGUCAUUUUGAGAAAAAUGGCAUUUUAAUAGUGAAUU